Messenger RNA from Micropterus dolomieu (smallmouth bass), 6959 nucleotides. It is a transcript of the gene purg, whose product is annotated as purine-rich element binding protein G. Gene Ontology annotation, molecular function: RNA polymerase II transcription regulatory region sequence-specific DNA binding; purine-rich negative regulatory element binding; DNA-binding transcription factor activity, RNA polymerase II-specific. The transcript has 2 exons. The record is from RefSeq and is a predicted model, not a curated record. Gene Ontology annotation, biological process: regulation of transcription by RNA polymerase II. Bases 361 to 1389 code for a protein of 342 amino acids. Lineage: Eukaryota; Metazoa; Chordata; Actinopteri; Centrarchiformes; Centrarchidae. Gene Ontology annotation, cellular component: nucleus.
GGGGAGGGGGGGGUGGAUGGGUUCAUCGGGUUCAUGUAGUAAUGCACGCCUCCUCCCAUUUCAGGUUGGCUGCUUACCCGGCUCCCUCCGUGAAAGGGGUAGCUGUAAGGCAAAUAGGUGAUGGAAGUUUGCAGUGGAAAUGGCUAAAUAGUCGAGCUUGACCUUUUAUUCGGGACACAGAAACUCGAUCAGCUGAUGACUCCAAACUAGCUGCCAUUUUUAGGUCAUUCGAGGCGCCUCGCUAACUUGUUUGUAGCUCCAGCCAGCUGCACGAAUAAAGCUGCUCUCUCCGCCCGCCAGCCGCCCUGUGGGAUGGGGGCAUCGCUUUGUCCUGUGCUGUCUAACGGUGGAAUAUAAAUCAUGAUGGCUGAUGGAUGUUGCAGAGGGAUGGAAAGAGGCAGGGGGAAGAUUGCAUCAGAUUCUUUACCGAGACCUCCAUAUCCCCAGCAAUACGUCCAGACCGGAUCCCAGCAGCAGGGCAGUGACAUCCAGGAGUUAGCCUCCAAACGCGUCGACAUCCAGAAGAAACGCUUCUACCUGGACGUGAAGCAGAGUGUGCGCGGGCGCUUCCUGAAGAUAGCCGAGGUGUGGAUCGGAAGAGGCCGUCACGAUAACAUCAGGAAGAGCAAGCUGACGCUGUCCAUGUCGAUGGCCCCCGCUCUACGCUACUGCCUGGGAGACUUCAUAGAUUACUAUGCCCGGAUCGGACUGCGGGGGGGCCUGGCGCCUCCGCAGCUCGAGGAGCACAGCAGCAACGGACAGGGCCGCGCGCACGACUCCCGCAGGAGAGCGCAGGAGCAGCACGCGGGGCUGUCUCCAACCGGCUCCGCGGCGAGCGACGAUCAUGCCCACCGCGUCCUCAAGAGCGAAUUCAUCGAGAGGGACAACAGAAAGUACUUUCUGGACCUGAAGGAGAACCAGAGAGGCCGCUUCCUCCGCAUACGGCAGACUGUCAGCAAAGGACACGGCACCAUGGGCUACUACGGCCAGGGCAUCGAGCAGACCAUCGUGCUGCCCGCUCAGGGGCUCAUCGAGUUCAGGGACGCGCUGUCGCAGCUCAUUGAGGACUACGGCGACGAGGACAGCGACGACCGCGGCCGAGCCGGCUCCAGGACUCACGACGACAACCCCGAGCUUCCAGAGGCUGCGUCCUUUCGGGUGGACAACAAGAGGUUUUACUUUGACGUCGGGUCGAACCGCUACGGUAUCUUUUUAAAGAUUAGCGAAGUGCGACAGCCGUACAGAAACACCAUCACCGUCCCCUUAAAAGCCUGGGCGAGAUUUGGAGAGAAUUUCAUCCGGUACGAGGACGAGAUGAGGCGGAUUUUCUCGUGUCACAAGGAGAAGAGGACAGACGCCCGGCAGGACAGCGAGGAGCAGGAGGACUGACCUUGCGUUGUGGGGACCGUGGGUCGCAGGGGGGCUGGAGCCAAUCCCAGCUGACAUCGGGCGAAAGACGGGGUACACCCUGGACAGGUCACCAAUAAGUUCAGUUGGCAUUAACAGCAAAUUAUAGGAGCAGAUUUGACAGGCACGCAUCUACUACAAUAUGGUAAGAUAUUCUAAUAAUAAGAAGUAGAUAGAAAAACAUGCUGCGAAAAAAAAGCUCAGUUCUCUCUGCAGUUGAGUUAAAUGAAGAAAUAGUAUAUAUAUAUAAUAUAUUUCCUGCCAUGCUAAAGGAUCAUUCAAGUGCAAUAUGGUUGGACUUUUAUCACUGAGGUGUGUUGUUUUUAUGCUUGUUGAUGCGGGUAUACUGCACCAUCACCCUCCUGCAGACAUGCUGCUGUGGAGAGUGAAUAUCUCAAACCACAGUUUUUUAAAACCGUCUUUCUGAUAGGCUGGCUGCGGUACAUAAGAAAUGCAGUUCCACGCAAGGUGUAUUAAACUGCAGAUAACCAUAGAAACAACACUGAUGUUUCACAUGACAUUACUUGUUUAGUCUCUAUGGCUUGAACUGAUUACAAAUAAACUUUAAAAGAGAAAAAGAUUGGAAUCCAGCUUUCAUCAUGCUGUCGCAUCACAAUUCACUCAUUACUGGAUAAUACUAAGCUGCUGCACUGAGGUUCAAGGGGAAAGAGUUCAAAAGGCUUCCCACGUCACCAUAAUCUUUAGUCCACUCACUGACGCAACUCAAACAUGCACAUUUCAAACCACACAGGAACAUCAGAAGCGUCUGAGUCGGGCCCUUUGUCUCAGUGUAACUCUACAAUGUGCUGAGAGCUGUCAAAGCCAAGUUUAAUGGAGUUGAGAUGUACUGAAAUGACAGGAGGUGAAGGGUGUAGGAGGGAGAACUGUUGAGAAAAAUCAGUUUUAAAAGAUUUGUGAUCGUGGCAGCCAGUUGUUGUGAUGCCUUUAUGUGCACGAAAAGCACAGGACUAGUUUGGUUUGGCGUGUUUGUUGUGUGGCGUAGGGCGUGAACGUACGUGGUUGUUUUAUUUUCAUAUAAAUGGCUAAAGUUAUAUGAAGCAGUCUAGGAAGUAGAAUUCAAAGCACAAUUUAUUUAAAAAAUCUGUGGCUUUAGAAUAUAUAAUUAUUGUAAAAUGUACUACUUACAUUCAUUUGAUUCAGCAUUGAUGGCCAGUGAUUUUGGCUCCAGGGGCAAAUUUUCUCAAAGAUUAAAUUGUGCCUCAGCUAAGAUAUUAAGACAAAGACGUGGCGUUUAUUCUCCUGAAAGUGGAAUAUGGAUGCCUUAGACGGUAUAAUGCCAUCUGUCUUUUGAAUUCCAAAUAUCACUCCAAAAAGCACUUUAAAGUAAAGCUGCACUUUUGUUCUGCUGCUUUGUAAUCAGCUGACAGAGAGGGACCAUUUCUAUCCAUGCCUUUGCUGUAAAGAGACAAUCAUGGGUUUGUGCUUACAGAAUCUGAUGAGCUGCAGUUCGACACAUGACUCCCAUCAUGAUCUGUGUCCGGUUUUGAGCUUCUCAUUGAAGCGACGGUCUGGAGCUGAUCAUCCUGUGUGUAUUAACGCAAACGGCAUAUUAAAUAGUCAUUGUCAGGUGUACUGACACACUGAAGUCUCACUGAAGUUUGUGAAAUGAGCACGGAAUUUGAAAUGCAGAUUUUAUUCUGUGGACAUGAACAAUGUGAUGAUUACAGUGAAUGUGAUUGUUUGGCAGCAGCACAAACUAAGGCCGUCCUGUUUAUUAGCUCAACAGGGCAUGCCUUGUACUUCUGACAGGGGUGCCCUGUUGUCAGUAAACCAGGCUUCUGUUGCUGCUAAUGCUAAAUGGUGAACAGAUAGUUAUGACGCCAAACAAUCUGAGACGUAAUGUGAGGUAUCUUUCUGAAUUUUAAACCAUAGAUUGCACCAUAACUUAGGCAAGGCAAGUUUAUUUGUAUAGCACAAUUUAACAACAAGGCAAUUCAAAGUGCUUUACAUAAAACAUAAAAGCAACAGGGAAAUAUGUAAAAGUUUAAAAGCAACACAAAAUACUUAGUUGGACCAGCGUACAUGCUACAACGUAGUUUGGCGUUAGAUCCCGUUGGUUACAUUUGGAUACAUUUGAAUAAAUUGCGUGUGGGGUGUGGGAGCAGAUGUUUCAUGCCAUGGCUUUGUGCUCAUUUCACAGCAUUUCAUGAGACCAAAAUUUGUGUGUGCAGCAUGAGAAGGAGAACGAUCUCGGCUCUAAAACAUCACUUUUCCAGAUUACGUACUGUAUCUUCUUUAGAAUCAAACUGAUGUACUGGAUGUCAGUGGUGGAACCCUCAUAGAACGUUCCCUUCUUAUUAAAUAGUAAGGAAUAGGAAAUAGUACCGCAGAGCAAGAGAAUAUUCUUAAGAAAGCUGAGUGAGAUUUUAACUAUUUGUCUAAAAGUAGUGACCCUGAUUUAAAAUGAUAACAACUCUUAAAUCCCAAAUCUAAUUUAAUAAAUAAAUAGAUACAUAAUUUAUGGUUUAAAUGCUUUGUCUGUAUUAAUAACAAUGUUAGUCUCUUAUUUGCACAAUAAAAAGUGGGUAUUUAAUAUGUUCAUAUUUGUAAUGCUUUUUAUUCCCCUUAAAGAGGCAUACUGGUGCAUUGCUUUUGUAUCCCAUUACCAACAAAUCAUGUAUCCUUCAUAUUACUGCUGAGCUGUUCUAAGCAGACCAUCAGACUGUAGAUUGAUCUCCAGCUCUGUUGUUUUGACAGCGUAGCUCAAUGCUGAGCCCUCAGUCAGACCCACAAGAUAAAAAGUAAGAUAACAUGGACGAUAAGGGAAAUGAUCAAUUUAACUUCUUGCAUUUAAAAGAUUGCGUUAAGCAACAGCAAUAAGACAACUCUUAAAUGUGAUGUCAUAGUAGUGUUACUCCCAUGCAGUAACUUCCAGCUUGCCUACAUAUAGAAAAAAAAAAGUGGAACAAAAUAGCAAAGAGCUGUUUGAAAUGAACUGCACGCAGUGAAUCAGAAGGUUUGGGCUGCUGAACACUUACAAGAAGAUAGCCACCGCUUUACUACAUGAAACGAAAUAAAAUCUGUCAGUAACAGACCCACUUCGCGCUUCACAUUUGACCUACUGUUUGUACUUUCUUAGUUGUCUGUGCUCAGUUUUCCUGUGCAGUGAGAGAUUAUUAGCCACAUUUCAGUUUUAUCUCCAGAUAAAGUGGUUUAAGUAAUGCUUGCACUUUCUCCAUUUCCCCUAUAAUUAGUGCCAAAUUGCAUAGUUAUUUCUGUUUGUUUGCAUGGCAUACUGACACGAAUGGAAACUAAAUCAGUGUGAGAACUGCUGAUGUUUACAGUAAUGUAAAGAGCGCACUCUGUAUACCUAAAAGGUGUAAAAAGGCUGUAGAUUCCUCACUGACAGAGAACAGCAGCUGUGGUUCGCCUGACUUCUGUCACAUUUCACAGUGGAAGUAACGGAUCAAAACAUUUUAACUCCAACAGAACUUCAAUUUAAGAGAUUUUGUCAAAACAUACACGCGGUAUUGAGAUGACCAUUCGCCCACACGCGUAGGAAGACUCUUGGUCAUUUCAAUACUGUUAGAUAUUCAGUUAGCAGCUAGCUAGGGGUCAAGCCUAAACUAUUUAACGCUCAACUUUAUAUAUAUAUAUAUAUAUAUAUAUAUAUAUAUAUAUAUAUAUAUAUGCUAAAUGCACGCGUCCUCGCAGGAGUACGAAAGCACAAGAAGCAGUGUAUUCAGCUAUUUUCUGACCAUAGCUGCUCUCCUUUGUCACUCAGGAAAGUACAAACAGUAGCUGUUUGAUAGCAAGAAGACAGACUUUGACUUGUCACUUUGAAGCGAUAAAUACCAUGCAUACCGACUGCUGGUACGCUCCUUUAAGUCAUGUGAAAAAAUCACAUUUUCAGUGGACAGAGAGCUACAGGGGGAGGGCUACAGGACGUUGGACUUGAUGAUAGGAGAUCUGGACUGUUAAGGAAGAUCCAAUGUCUCCAACCCUGACGCCUUAAAGCACCUUUACAAUUUGACUGAAUCGUGCUUAUUUUAAUCAAUGUGCUUUGUUUUAAAUGAUCGACAGGUCAAAGCUAACAGAAAAGUAGUUCUCAUAGGAUUGUUGCUAUACAUCCUGGAUGGCCGUGACCAUUUCACAACAGUGAGUAUUCAAAGUAAAUGAGGCGGGACUCAUCUUGUCAAAGUGUACGUGUAUAUGUGUGGUUGUGCAGGUAGAGUGAUGUGAAUGUAUGCAUACUGAAGAAGACGUUCUGGUUCGCUGUUUUGUUUUUGCCUUCUGUUCACCCUCAGAGUUUUGGAGUGGGAAGUGUAGAGACGUAGAUGUUUGGUAAUCAUUUAAACAUGAACUGAAGUGAAUAAUGAAAAUGUGAAAAUGUGUAUAUUUAGAUAAAUGUAAUGUAAUACAUUGGUGUGUCCUAUAGUCCUGUAGCGUAAGACUUAAAAAACAAGGACGUUUUGUACUCUAGCACUUUCUUUAAUGUGUACUGUAUUAGUUCAUCUUCUACAUGUAAAGUACUGUAUGAAUAAUCAUUACUUGCCUUGUAAUGUUUGAAAUGAUGCUACGUUUAGAAAUGGUAACCAAGAAAAUAAAGAUUUUAGAGUGUAUGCAUGCCAAUGGUUGGGUCCCAGUAUAAUAGGAAAACUAUAUGAAAAAAUGGUGCUAUGUUACACUAUAUAAAGGUGCUUCUAUGGGCCCCAGCUGAAUGCAUGCAAAGAGGAACUAUCAAAAGAAGACUAAAAGAGAAAAAUGAUGUCCUACUGCUGUUCUCAAAUAGUGCUGCUUCCCAAAGAUGUCGGAAAUUCCAACCUUCUAUUUGUUAAAACAAGCACUCCAGCUCUGGUGUACGAUGCAGAAAUCUGAUAACCUGUCAGUGCUUCUGUCACCCUGUUGACUAUCCUCCAGACAUACGUUUGUACGUGUUGGUUUGUUGGGAAGGAGCAUUUUAACUCUAAAGCGUUGUCCGUGUUCUUCCCUGUUUUUUCUGAGCUACAUCACUGGAACACAUGGAGGUUGUUCUUACAAUCUUUUAAGCUGGGAAUUUCCAACUGGAGACUAGCUAUGGGAUGCACAGUAGGGGGGCAGAUAUCCUACCUGAUCACAAAUGGUGAAGUCUAACUGUAAAUAUCAUCAACAGCCUCCACAGCUCUCAGACAAACCAGAACCAGAACCUGAGCUGAGCCUGUGUGUGGCCCUGAGAAAGAAUGGUCCAAUAUGGAAACAGCCCAUUAUCAUGAACAGUAACUCCAGCUGUAGAAGCAGUCCGACAUGAGGUGGUUUCUAUUUUUAAGAAAAGAAAAACGCCAUGUCUAUUUACAGUUACACUGCCUUUGUGAGACAGGUCUAAAAGAUCUAUAGACAAUCUAAUGACAUCAUUUUGUACUUUAAUUCUUCAGAUGUUUAUGUGUUGAAAUCAUUUUUCAUGGAGUUGAAGGGCAAAGAUGUUUGAGUUUGGGAAACGUGCUACUUGUUGCUGGAAAAUGAUUUGGAAAAAGAAAAUGUGUAUGUUUAUUGGUUGUAUUAACCAUCUUUCUUUCUCUUUAUGUUGUUCAUUAAAUGUUUUACAGGAUCAAUUA